UCCAUCCACCACAAACAGACACCGAAAAGUAGGUCAUCCUCCCCCAACUUUUCUUCCAAAUGACCUCGUUUUUUAUAAAAUUUAAGCAUAUUCUCGUUGGAGCCGGCGAGGAAGUUUCCUCCCAUUCUCUCGAGCAAUUUCUUCUACCUUUCAAAGCUGACCUUUACUUGAUGGAUUCAAACUUCAAAUUCUGGGAUCAUCCCAGGUUCAUAUACCUUAUAUAUACAACUGACCCUCCCUGGGUUCUUCAAUCCAUUCCGGCAAAUCAUACAAUACCCUUCUCGUCUUCUAACAACAUAACAAUUCCACCCCUAUAGAGGGACCCGACAAUUUUAACUCAAACGUCGCUUUGAAGAGUUUCUGUAGCGAUGGUUACCGACCAACUUUAUUGCAUGAUUCAAUUAGACGAAAAAACAUCUCAGAAUGAUGUUACCUCCAGUUCCAACCCCUUAUUUGGCAUGUUAGACCAUUUUCUUCUAGGUACAGUUUUAGUUUUUAACGAAAUACUGAGAUUUUUUCCCAAAUUUUGGCUUUUCCUUCUGUCCCAACUUAAUUCAAAGGUUAGAAUAGAGAAACGGGUCUCAGAUUCUGUGGGGAACCAGCGAGAGAGUUUGAUUCAUGGAAGCAGAGAGGAUGGGGCUCUUGGGAGGGACGAAGUGAAAAUGGUGAUGGGAAAUUUGGGGCUUUUUUGCAGCUCAGAAAGUGAGGAACUUGAGGAAAAAUAUAGUUUCGGUGAAGUUUCUGAGGUGUUUGAAGAGGAGCCAAGCCUGGAGGAGCUGAAGCAAGCUUUUGAUGUGUUUGAUGAGAACAGAGAUGGCUUUAUUGAUGAAACGGAGCUGCAGAGAGUUCUGCGUGUUCUGGGUAUCAACGGAGCAGCAGCAGAACGAGAGAACUGCCAAAAAAUGAUCCAGAACUUCGAUGAGAAUGGAGAUGGAAGAAUAGAUUUUAAGGAAUUUGUAAAGAUCAUGGAGAACAGCUUCUGCUGAUUUCUUCCUCUUUAGUCUAAACAUUUGUUAAAAAUCAGUCAUUCAUAUUGUUUGAUCAAGCAACCAAUUUCUAUC
Prosopis cineraria is the source of this 1061-nucleotide messenger RNA. RefSeq names its product probable calcium-binding protein CML46. NCBI's taxonomy places the organism in Eukaryota, Viridiplantae, Streptophyta, Magnoliopsida, Fabales, Fabaceae. Gene Ontology annotation, molecular function: calcium ion binding. Bases 369 to 986 code for a protein of 205 amino acids. The record is from RefSeq and is a predicted model, not a curated record. The transcript has a single exon.